AUGCCAUUAUUACCAGAUGUUGCAACUGAAAAACACGUUCAAACUUUUUCAUACCUUGCUGAUGGAGUAAUUCAUGAUGUUCCAAUAGAAAUUGCAAGAGAAUUUUUAAGUAAUGAAUUUACUGAUGAAGAAAUCAUUCAAUAUACAAAAGUUUAUACAAAACCAUCUGAUUUACCUGAAUUUAAAGCACAAGUUUUAAAAACUGUAAAUACAAAUACAACAUCAGCAACUCAAUUAUUUGUUUUAACAAUGACUAUAUUAGAUUCAAAUAUUUUAGCUCCAACUUUUACAAAUUCAAUGACUUUGGUAAAAGAUAUGUCUUUAAAGGAAAGAGAAAUUUUAAUAAAAUCUUGGAGAGAUUCUCCAAUUCCAAUAAGAAAUAGAUUAUAUAGAAUGUGUGUUUCAUUAGGUUUAAAAACUUUUGUUACAGUAAAUAAUGAUUUACAUUUAAAAGCUAUUCAUUAUCCUGGUAAAGAUUUAAGAGAAAAAGCUUAUGAAACUCAACAAAUUGAUCCUUUUAAAUAUGAUUUUUUAAAAAAACCACAAUUUCAAAAUGCUGAAUUAUAUAUUCCUGAUAUUGAUGCUGUAAUUAUUGGAUCUGGUGCAGGUGCUGGAGUUGUUGCUCAUACUUUAGCUAAUGAUGGUUAUAGAACUUUAACUUUAGAAAAAGGUAAAUAUUAUUCUACAUCAGAAUAUAAUUUUGGUGAUGUUGAUGGUAUAGCAGCAUUAUAUCAAGGAGGUGGUACAGUUGCUUCAAGAAAUCAACAAAUUUUCAUUUUAGCAGGUUCAACUUUUGGUGGUGGAACUACUGUUAAUUGGAGUGCUUGUUUAAAAACUCCUUUCAAAGUAAGAAAAGAAUGGUAUGAUGAUUAUGGAGUUGAAUUUGCUGCAAGUGAUGAAUAUGAUAAAUGUAUGGAUUAUGUUUGGAAACAAAUGGGAGCCUCAACUGAAGGUAUAACACAUUCAUUAGCUAAUGAAGUUAUAGUUGAAGGUGGGAAAAAAUUAGGAUAUAAAAGUAGAGAAAUUGAACAAAAUAGUGGAGGACAUCCUCAUCAUCCUUGUGGAUUUUGUUAUUUAGGUUGUAAAUAUGGUAUAAAACAAGGUGCAUCAGUUAAUUGGUUUAGAAACGCUGCAGCUAAUGGUAGUAAAUUUAUGGAUCAAGUUAGAGUUGUUAAAAUUUUACAUGAUAAAGGAGUAGCUAAUGGAUUAUUAUGUCAAAAUGAAGAAACUGGAAUGUUUUUCAGACUUACUGGUCCUAAGAAAUUUGUUGUUGCAGGUGGGUCCUUAAACACUCCUGUAAUUUUACAAAAUUCUGGUUUUAAAAAUAAAAAUAUUGGUAAUAAUUUAACAUUACAUCCAGUAACUGUUGUAUUUGGAGAUUUUGGACGUGAUGUUCAAGCUGAUCAUUUUGAUAAAAGUAUUAUGACUUCAGUAUGUACACAAGUUGAUGAUUUAGAUGGUAAAGCUCAUGGAGCUAAAAUUGAAACUAUAUUAAAUACUCCAUUUUUACAAGCUGCAAUGUUACCAUGGCGUAAUUCAGAUGAAGCAAGAAAAGAUUUAUUACGUUAUAAUAAUAUGGUUGCAAUGCUAUUAAUCACAAGAGAUACUACAUAUGGUCAAGUAACAGGUGAUCCAAAUAGACCAGAAGCACUUUAUAUUGAUUAUACUGUUAAUAAAUUUGAUAAAAAUGCUUUAUUACAGGCACUUUUAAUAACAUCAGAUAUGCUUUAUAUUCAAGGUGCUUUAAGAAUAUUAAGUCCUCAAUCAUGGGUACCGAUAUUUGAAACAAAAAAACCAAAACAUGAAAGAAAAAUAAUAGAUAAAAAUUAUCAAGAUUGGAGAGCAAAAGUCGCCAAGAUUCCACUUGAUACUUAUGGAACACCAUAUGGAUCAGCUCAUCAAAUGUCAAGUUGUAGAAUGUCUGGAAAAGGUCCAAAAUAUGGUGCUUGUGAUACAAAAGGUAAAUUAUUUGAAGCUUCAAAUAUUUAUGUUGCUGAUGCAAGUUUAUUACCAACUGCUUCUGGAGCUAAUCCAAUGAUUUCUACAAUGACUGUUGCAAGACAUGUUGCUUUAGGUAUAUGUGAUGAUUUAAAAACAAAACCAAGAUUAUAA
This is a messenger RNA of Lodderomyces pseudojiufengensis, 2112 nucleotides long. RefSeq lists its product as uncharacterized. Gene Ontology annotation, molecular function: long-chain-alcohol oxidase activity; flavin adenine dinucleotide binding. Lineage: Eukaryota; Fungi; Ascomycota; Pichiomycetes; Serinales; Debaryomycetaceae. Bases 1 to 2112 code for a protein of 703 amino acids. The record is from RefSeq and is a predicted model, not a curated record. The transcript has a single exon.